This is a messenger RNA of Dicentrarchus labrax (European seabass), 4209 nucleotides long. RefSeq names its product erythrocyte membrane protein band 4.1-like 3a (gene epb41l3a). Gene Ontology annotation, cellular component: plasma membrane; cytoskeleton. The transcript is spliced from 27 exons. Lineage: Eukaryota; Metazoa; Chordata; Actinopteri; Moronidae. Gene Ontology annotation, molecular function: structural molecule activity; actin binding. Gene Ontology annotation, biological process: cortical actin cytoskeleton organization. The record is from RefSeq and is a predicted model, not a curated record. The coding region runs from base 140 to 2968 and encodes 942 amino acids.
AGGCAGUUGGAGAGAGUGGAGUGAGUGGGCGGAGGUGAUGGAUUUGGUGGAGAUGGAAAGCUGGACGUCAUCAGCAUACCAGUGAAAGUUGAGACCACGGUGGCGAAUGAUGUUGUCAAGGGGAAGCAGGUGAAUCACCAUGACGACAGAGGCAGGUGAGCCACAGGAGGCCCAGCCCAAAGAAGGAGAGUCUUUCCCUGAAGCCGCCUCCCACUCUACACCUAAACAGGGAGCGGAGGGCGGGCCGACCCAGAGCCAAGCUCAGAGCUCAUUGGCCGAGGACUCGACAAGUCACCUGUCGUCGAGCAGUUGGAUCGCUCGCUCUCCGGCCAGAAACCCACUGAGCUUCAGGACGAUGCAGACCAAAGUGACCCUGCUGGAUGGCUCACUGUUCACCUGCACUGUGGAGAAACGAGCUCGUGGUCUUCAGCUGUUUGAGAAGGUCUGUGAACACAUCAACCUGCUUGAGAGAGACUACUUCGCUCUGUCCUUCAGAGACGCUGACAACAACAAGAACUGGUUGGAUCCGGCAAAGGAGAUGAAGAAGCAGGUCAGAGGUGUUCCAUGGAAUUUCUCUUUUAACGUCAAGUUUUACCCUCCUGACCCCGCCCAGCUCUCUGAGGACAUCACCAGGUACUUCCUGUGUCUCCAGCUCAGACAGGAUAUAGUUUCCGGUCGUCUUCCAUGUUCAUUUGCGACUCACACAGGCCUAGGUUCCUACACUGUCCAAUCAGAGCUCGGAGACUACGAUCCUGAUGAGUGCGGAUCAGAUUACAUCAGUGAACUGUGUUUUGCUCCAAAUCAAACAAAAGAAAUGGAGGAGAAGAUCAUGGAGCUUCAUAAAUCCUACAGAGGAAUGACACCAGCUGAGGCAGAAAUGCACUUCCUGGACAACGUAAAGAAACUUUCCAUGUACGGAGUCGACCUUCAUCACGCAAAGGACUCGGAGGGCGUGGCCAUCAUGCUGGGUGUGUGCAGUAGUGGUCUGCUGGUCUACAGAGAUAGACUUAGGAUCAACAGAUUCUCGUGGCCGAAGAUCCUGAAGAUCUCGUAUAAAAGGAACAACUUCUACAUCAAGAUCCGACCUGGAGAGUUUGACCAGUUUGAGUCUACUAUUGGUUUCAAGCUGCUGAACCACCGAGCAGCUAAAAGAUUGUGGAAGGUCUGUGUGGAGCAUCACUCCUUCUUCAGGCUGAUGUCUCCAGAGGAGACCCCGAAGAAGUUCCUGUCUCUGGGUUCAAAGUUCCGGUACAGUGGUCGGACUCAGAUCCAGAGUCGUAGAGCCAGCGCUCAAAUAUCCAGACCUGCACCGCAUUUCCCACGAUGCAUAAGCAAGAGGAACUUGUUGAGCCGCAGCCUGGACGGAGCUUCCAGGGCCCCGUCCUCUCUGAUUGGCUCUCCAGCCAUCACCGCGUCCCCCAAAGCCAACGGUAGUACACACACAGAUAUGGGUACGGGACUGUACGGAGCAUCUAAAGCCAUCGCCGUCAGUGACCUCAUUACCACUGUAACACCUGAGAGGAGGACGGAGGAGAGGGGGGAGGAGCAAGUGGAGGAGGUGCUGGUGUUGGAGGAGGAGGUGCAGGAGAGGCUGGAGGUGGAUAAAGAGGAAGUGCAGCAGGAGGAGGAAGAGGAGGAGAGGGAAGAGACCAGAGAGAUUUCUCAGCAGAGUCCUCUGACUCCUCAGAAACAGGACACCAAGACGGAGCUGACUGACACAGCUGUGGACGGAGACCUGACGGCCACUGAGUCUGAUCAGGAUGAAGACUUGAAGACUCAGGAGACGUUGGCGAGUCCAGAAGAGGAGCAGAAACCACAGAGCACCAUCAGCGCUCUCAGGCGCUCAUUCUUAGAGGGGGGAGGAGGAGGAGGAGGGAUGACAGAGUGGGAGAAACGUCUUGCCUCCUCACCUCUACGCCGAGUGGACGACUCCCCGAUGAUUGAACCGCUGGAACCAGACGAGGCCCUCCCACUGGACAGCAGCUCGGCAGCGGAGGGUGGGGUCAUAAAAAACCAAGCUCCCCCUCAGCCAAUCAGAGAGAAGAGCUACACUGUGGGGCGAAGCUACGACACCGCGUCCGGCCGGGUCGUCACGAUGACAACCAGGGAUGACAGUUCCAACAUUGCCAUGGGAACAGGGAGUGCUGAGACAGGAAGGCAGGUCAGAAUCAUCCCACUGGCCACCGCUGAUGAUGUCAUCACACCAGGACCGUUAAUUACGAUUCUUGAGGUGAAGACGCCAACCUCGCCGUCAGAGCCUCCACCUGGCGUCUGUGACAUCAUCACUGAUGUGACCAGAGGAAGUGGAGUAAGACGUCUGGACCUUCGUGGGGGCGGAGCCUCUGUGAUCUCACCUUUGACCCCACUGCUUCCUCCUAAAUCCCCUCUGGCUGAGCUCAACCCCGUGCCCUCGCCAGGUCACCUGACAGGAAGGACAUCACCCUCCAUGGCCAAAGUGCCUAAACCUACAUUUGAUGAAAUGUCUCCUGAACUGACCGCUUUGCUGAAGUCGGCUAGAGAACAAAAAACCUUCGGAGACCACAACCUGCUGAAGACGUCAGAGAAGGUGGAGACUGUCUUCUUGAUGACGGAGCCAUGUGACCAGGACCAGCCUAUGGCAGACCAGCCUCAGGAGGUCCCAGUGAUGAGGAAGACUCUCACAUAUGAAGCUCCAGGGAGCCGAGUGGACUCUGAUCCUCCCACAGGUUUACUGUUGAGCUCCCAGACCUUCACUGCAGAGACCGCCAACACCACCACCACCACACACAUCACCAAGACGGUUAAAGGAGGGAUUUCAGAAACCAGAAUUGAGAAGAGAAUUGUGAUUUCUGGAGACUCAGAAAUUGACCAUGACCAGGCUUUGGCUGCGGCGCUCAGCGAGGCGCGUCGGCAGCAUCCUGAGCUGUCUGUCACACGAGUUGUCGUCCAUAAAGAAACAGAGGUCUCUCCUGAACACGUGAAUGAUUAGUGACAUCACAGGACUGACUGUAGAAGACCAUGCUGCAUUAUGGAAGUUGUAGUCCAGACUACAGACCCAACAGCGACACACAGUGGACAUUAAUGGAACUGAGGAUUUACACACACACACAUACACACACACACACACAUGCAUGUACACUUGUACAUACACAGCAGCACCUGUCUGUCUCUUGGGGGCGGGGCCAAUGGCUGAGUUAGCUUCAAAGCAGUUAGCAUUAGUUUGAUUGUAUGAUUAGGUCUAGUUGAAAGCUUUAUGAUGGUACAACUGUUUAGAUAAUUUGUAUAGACAGGUGAGCCACAGACAGGUAAAAGAUGGACAGGGGGCGCUGCUGUGACACCAUCAACACGUUCCCAUAGCAACUAGACCAGCAGAGCUGAUGAACUUUCACCACAAAUUAACACCAAAACUUGACCUGUUGCUGCAUUUACUUUCAAUUUAAACAAGCCCCGCCCCCAAACACCAGACACCCUGACAGGUUUAAGCAGACAUCCGACUGCUUGGUUGACUCCGGUGUAUUUGCCCCUGAUUGUGUACUAUGGAAGAAAUCAGCUUAAUGAAACUUCAGACAAACGUUUGCAUCACAUCUGACAGAUCUGUAAUAAUAACUGCUGACUCUGUUGCACCUGGUGAGGUCACCUGACUCGAACCUGUCACACCAGAUGAGGGUCUUCUGACAGUCUGGUGCAAACGGUUUCCCAUCUGAAAUUUAAAAUAGCAUGACUGCUAGCACUGUAACUAUUCACUAUAUAGCAGCUAAAUUUAAGAUCUGUAUUUACCCACAAUGCAAUAGUAAUGUGCCAUUCUCUCAUCUCGCCAUGGAAACCCUCAUUAUGAAUUAUUUUUCUCAUCUAUGUAUUGGUUUUUGUGUCUGUUUGUUUAUUUAUUUAUUUAUUGAUCUGUGUUUGUCUGUAAUCCCAGACUGACUAACUGACUGACCACUCCCCCUGGUGUCAUAUUACAAAUCUACCACUCCCCCUAAUGUCAUAUUACACAUUGACCCCUCCCCAUGGUGUCAUAUUACACAUUAACCACUCCCCCUGGUGUCAUAUUACAGACGGACCACUCCCCCUGGUGUCAUAUUACAGUCUGACUACUCCCCUGGGUGUCAUAUUAUACAUUGACCACUCCCCCGGGUGUCACCCAUAAAUAUAAAUCUUGUUUUAUUUUCUUUAUGAUAACUUACUGAAUGUGUUUUCACCCACUGAACACCAAUAAAAGGAUCAACGAAG